UCCAAGCUGAGGUGCUCAUGGAGAAAUGCUUUGUUUCAUUGCAUGCACAUUGCUCUGCAAGACCAUCCAUGAGCUCAGAUUUCCAGCAUUACAGUUUCAGGAUGCCAAACAUUGGAUUCCAGAACCUGCCUCUCAACAUAUAUAUCGUUGUCUUCGGCACAGCCAUAUUUGUCUUCAUCCUCAGUUUGCUCUUUUGCUGCUACCUGAUCAGGCUGAGACAUCAAGCCCACAAAGAACUUUAUGCAUACAAACAGGUCAUCUUGAAGGAAAAAGUCAAAGAACUCAACCUACAUGAGAGGGCCGCUGUCUGUUUGGAGGAGUUCAAACCCAAGGAUGAGUUGGGGAUUUGUCCGUGCAAACAUGCCUUCCACAGAAAGUGCCUCAUCAAAUGGCUGGAGGUGCGGAAGGUCUGCCCUCUGUGCAACAUGGCCGUUCUCCAGCUGGCCCAGCUCCACAGCAAGCCGGAUCCCCACGGGCCCCCGCAGGAGCCCCUACCCGGGGCGGCCAACAUGGUAUAGCUUCCCGAGACCCGCCCGCUCCUUCUUCUCCGACGCAACCCGGAGCCUGACAGACCCGCGCAGAGACUCUCCCGAGGCUGCUGAGCACUUCCGAGCAUCCUGCAGGAUUCCCUUUGUCUCUUGAAGAGCACACAAGAGUCGCUCGGAAGGAGGAAGGGCGGAAGAGUUCGUGCCAAAAAAACGGAGCCCCAGCGUAGUGCUCAGCAGCGCGACCGGGGAGGAGGCAAACGGGGCCAGCCGUUGGGUUUGGCUUGGCUUCUCUUUCUUCUUUUUUCCGCCCUCCUUUCUUUUUUUUUUCUCCUUUUGUGACAAGCACUUUACGACGGACGUGGGUCAGGUCAGGCGCCUGCUGGAUGAAGGAGGUCCCAGAGCCUGUAAGGGACUUUGAGAGAGAGAGAGAAGGAACACACCAGGUGCCCCCUAUGUGAUUGUGCAUCUUUGCUGCCUCUCAAGAUGGAGUGACUCAGCAGCACGCUCAGCAGGAAGACCCCUCCAACACACUCUGGGGAUAAAUGUGCCCCUCCCCGCCUCGUUUCCACCUAUCGGUGGUGACCUCGUAUCGAGUUUGCCUAUAGCGAACAACAGCAAGGCAAAAUCCUGCCGAGUCUUUGUGUUCCUUUGUGCAAAGGGGCAGGGGGCAACUGGAGAGAGAGCGGCCCCCCACCCCCACAGAUCUACAGCCUGGAGACCCCAAGGGGGUGGUGGAGAUAUGCCCCCAUAAGGAGACUGGCCAAUUUCUCCCAGCGGCCUUGAUGGCUUCUGUUGAGCACUUGAGAUAGAUGUUUUCUCGAUUCCAGCCUCAGAAAACGGCUCCUUUAAGUGCCACAGAAGAAGGGGGUGGGGAGGAAGUGGAAAAGAAUCAGAUCUCACAAAUUCCUGUCACCUUAAUGGAGAACUUCAUCCUACGUGAGGAAUGACAAAACCUUGUCAGUAUCAAUCAAAGCAUUCUCUCUAGAACAUAGCAAAAAAUAUCUCUUUUUAAACCCACAAAUAAAUUCAUUUCAUGCCACCUGCUAACACAGAAGGGGCGCUCACCAAUGUUGAGUUAAAAGUGUAUUUAGGAUUCGUAAAAAAUUAAAAAGCAAAUUUGCAAUUGUUGUGCAACUGAAAAUUGACAUCUUUGCAGUUUUGGUAGGGUGAAGGGCCGAUUUUGUUGCUGGGGUGGAUCUGUA
This is a messenger RNA of Pogona vitticeps (central bearded dragon), 1690 nucleotides long. RefSeq names its product ring finger protein 24 (gene RNF24). Gene Ontology annotation, cellular component: endomembrane system. The record is from RefSeq and is a predicted model, not a curated record. Gene Ontology annotation, biological process: proteasome-mediated ubiquitin-dependent protein catabolic process. Gene Ontology annotation, molecular function: zinc ion binding; ubiquitin protein ligase activity. NCBI's taxonomy places the organism in Eukaryota, Metazoa, Chordata, Lepidosauria, Squamata, Agamidae.